UCAUUAAUCUGUGCUGUUAAAUUAACGUCUGUCCCUGUGUGUUUUCUUAAAUAUCAUCAAAUCUUGAUCAAAUCUCGAAAAAAGAUCACAAAAUGAGUUUUGAAACACCAACAAAUAAUGGAAAUAUUAAACCAGAACGGAGAUACUACGAUCGAUCUAAAUCAGACGAUCUUCAUAUAUCGAGAACAGACAUGAAUAUGUUGAUAAUGAAUUAUUUAGUCACAGAAGGUUUUAAGGAAGCAGCUCUGAAAUUUCAACAAGAAGCUGGACUUCAAGAGCCAGCAUUGUGUAGUUCUCUGGAUGAACGUAUCAUGAUUAGAGAAGCAGUCCAAAAUGGUCGUAUCCCUGAAGCCAUUGCGAUGGUUAACGCCUUACAUCCUGAAUUAUUGGACAACGAUAGAUACCUUUAUUUUCAUCUACAACAAUUGCAACUACUGGAGUUGAUAAGAGCUGGUCGCGCUGAAGAGGCACUUGCAUUUGCGAGCGCAACAUUAGCGGAAGCUGGAGCAAACGACCGCAAUGCUCUUACAGAGCUUGAGAGGUCUCUUGCUUUGUUGGCCUUUCCAGACCCCCAUAGCUCCCCAUUCGCUGAUCUUUUACUACCUUCACAUAGUCAAAAGAUUGCAAGUGAACUGAAUGCAGCAAUACUUAAGAUGGAAAACCAAGAAUAUACUAACCCGAAAUUGUGCAGCCUUUUAAGAAUGAUCCUUUGGUCGCAGAGCGAGUUCGACAAGCACGGUGUUAAAUAUCCAAAAAUGACCGACCUAGCUAAUGCCACAAUAGAACAGCCCAAAUGAGAUAGGUUUAGAAAAAAGAAUAUGUUUAGUCGUGAUCGAUAAAGGAAGACAACUUUUUUAAAAUUCAGAUUUAUAUGUAUGACGAUUAAAUUUAUGCUUAUAGACUCUAAAUUUUAGCCUAAAAUAGUUGACUUUUUUUCUUAAUUAUAUGAUUUUAAAAAUUGUACAAUACUGACAAAUUAAAAAUAAUUUAUUUAGAGAUUUAAUUGAGUACUCUGAAACAAAAGAAGUAGAGGGAAGUUUAACUCAUGAUAAUUAUUGCUUCAAACAUCUCCAGCCAUCACCAUCCAUCACAUACACUAAACAUUAUCUAAAUAGUUAUUACAUUUGUAUAAAAUGACAAAAGAACAAAAACCAUUCAUAUAAUUAUGGUAAUUUUUAUUUUAAACCCUUAAAAUUUACAGUUUGUUUUUAACUUUCCCUAUAAUGUUUACUCGAGCCUGAUUUCUUACUUUAUCAGAAUAUCUAUGUAAGAAGCUUGUCUUAAAGGUUUUUUCAGUUGUAUAAAUAAAUCUUGUACAGUAAAUAACUAUAGUAGGACUGUAGAUUGUAAUAGUUGUUAUAGCAAUUUCUCCAAUUUAUGUAUUUCGAAUAUAUAGUAUUUAAAAGGUUUUAAAAUUGAUAACUUUCAAUAUGUCUUCUAAAUAAAUGGCAUAUAAAUUAAUAUAUAUAACCUCUUUUUGAUAAUUGACACUCUUUAUAAAAGCAUAUUUUUCAUGGAUUUGCGUUAAUGUUUAAUAUUGCUUUAUUUAAAUUGUGACAAAGAUCUUGAGCAUACUUUUAGAUGACAAAAAAUAGCUAAUACUGUUUACAUUAUUUUUUUAUAGUCUUUCAAUAAAUAUAAUUAUAAUUGGUUCUUUAAUUGACGAUAUAAACCUUACAAUAAAAGAAGAUUAUAAUACUUAUAGAAAGUAGAUAUUUGUGUAAUUUCAAAUAGUAUUUAAAACCUUGUGUACAUUUUUAUUCAAAAUCUAGUUUAUUGUCGAGAAAACAUAAUUCUAUUACCAAAUACAUGAAUUAAAACCUGUAGAAUUAAUAUUUAAGGAUUUUAUAUUUAAAGUAUACAAUUAAACAUAACUUAUUAAGUAAA
Melitaea cinxia (Glanville fritillary) is the source of this 1887-nucleotide messenger RNA. It is a transcript of the gene Hou, whose product is annotated as glucose-induced degradation protein 8-B homolog. Lineage: Eukaryota; Metazoa; Arthropoda; Insecta; Lepidoptera; Nymphalidae. The transcript is spliced from 4 exons. Gene Ontology annotation, cellular component: cytoplasm; nucleus. Gene Ontology annotation, biological process: proteasome-mediated ubiquitin-dependent protein catabolic process. The coding region runs from base 93 to 797 and encodes 234 amino acids. Gene Ontology annotation, molecular function: protein binding. The record is from RefSeq and is a predicted model, not a curated record.